UGGCAACUCAACGCUUUCGUGUUGACGAAAGUAUGUGGCGAUGGCCAUAGUAGAGUUGUCAGUGGUUAGAAUUUAUUUGUGUCCGUCCCUCGGAGCCUGCAACUUUGAACUCAAACUUUUAUGAGUUCUCCACUGUCCUAGUCAACUGUCAUGCUACGUCUUCCAAGGGCGACUGUUAGUUCGUUGAUAGCCAUGGAAGCAGUCCAUACCCCUCUAGGGGCUCAAGAUGCAGGAACUCAAAGAGAUAGAGCUCAAGUCUCAAAUGAUAAUGCACUUGAAGAAGAACGAGUGAAGGAGAUGGUGAGAGCUUGCUACGAAGAUGGGAUUCUUCCCGCGAACAUUGAUGGAGGCAUCAUGGAAGUAAAUGGCAGGGAAGUAACCUUUGUGCUUAACAACACAAUCGAUGAACUGAAGGUGAGGUGGCUGAAGGCCAGGACGAUGAUAAUGUUUUUUCGCAACGGGGCAAGAUUUCUUCCAAGGAGAGUCAAGGAGGAUGUUAUUCGCGCGUACGAGGAUGGCUGGAUAAGGGAUGACACCUUUGGAGAGAACUUCAAACGAGGCCGAAUCAAAGUGGAGUCUCCAAACGUGGCUUCUUAUAUACCAAGGGCACAUGAUAUCACCGAUUGGAUAUUAAACAAGAAGGCCGACUUCAUCCAUUUGGGAGGAAUCACCUAUCGUACGAAAUUCAAACCCUUGAUGACCAGGGCGGAGCUUCGAGAUUGGAGAAUGACAACCGACGACAAGAUCUUCCGGGUUGUUGCAGUUGGAGUACCAUUAGAUGAGAUGGUUUUCCUACGAGACCACGUGGAAAGAGCAAUUGGGAGGAUUGUGAAGGCCCACCUCCCAGAGGCUGACGAGACCGAUCCAAAAUUGGUCAACCUGUGGCUCGACAUCGACUCAAGCAGGAAGGAGUUUAUGAAGGACAAGGUUGGGAUCGAAACCUGCCAGGGAGACUUAAUGGAAGUGAAGUUGGCAUGUGCAGGCAGCGAAUGGUGCACAAGAUGCCGCACCUUCUUCCAUACGGAAGAUACCUGUAGGAGACCUGCAAGGAGAAAUCAAGGGGAGCGGGCUCCCAACAACCCACAGGCGUCUACAACUUCUGGAGGAGGAGCACCUCGACCAUCGUAUCAAGGUCCGCUUCGAGCACCAGGAGUGGCCACUCAACAGGCUUCCAGAGCGGGACCCAGUAGUACGGCGCCACCUGGAGUUCCAGCGGAAACCGUACUUCGGGUCAACCCUACUUUUUCCCCCUUCCCUCGACAGUCGAGUGGAGGUGGAGGAAUUUUGCAACCGACUCCGAUGAAUUCGACUACAAAUCUUGCAUGGGCAUCGCACCUGCAAGGAAUCCCACCCCAUCCGUAUCUUCAUCAACAACAAGGCUUCUCUUUUGCAGACCCACUUCUGAAUGCAAGUCCAUCUGUCGUCAACCUCCAUGCCUUUGCCUCUUGGCCCUAUGGGCAUGGGGGAGCGCUUCACUGCAUGAACCAAGCACGUGAAGGGCGGGCAGCCGCAGCGGAACAGCAGCGACCCCUGCCCCACCCCUCUGCAAUGGACGCCCAGGGCAACCGAACGGUGGAAAAUGCUGCAUCCGGCAGUCCGAGCGAGGUGUGCAGCUCGAACCCCCUGGUCCCACAGGUCCAGCAGGUGGGUUCCACUGCGACACCUGCGGGAGCCCUCGACGCUGCGGCAGUCUGGCAGCAAGGAGAGACUAUGAUGGCCUUCCUGGGCCGCCUGGGCACCUACAUGCAAUGCGAGGCGGCAACCGAAAUGUCACGCCUCAACGCCAUUGCACGAGAUGCGGAGCAACGGGGCCGGCAGGACGCUGAAGCAGCUGCCAACCAUAAUAAAGCUCGGAAAGAUGCCGUAUCUGUCCUCAUGCAGCAGGAAGCCGCUCAUACCGCCGCAGUUCAAGCAUGGAAUGUUGAUCCGGCAGAGACGAUGGAACCAACUGCGGAGGAGCAGACCAAGCAAAGAAGAUGUUCGUCCACGACAAAGCUCGGGAAACUAAGCUCCGCGGGAAGUGAGGCGACUCCACUUCCUACUCUGCCAGACACGGUUGCCUUGCUAACAACCUCCUCCACGUCCGGGGAACAUGCGUAUGUCGCCAGUCUUCACGAAGGUUAUGAAGACUAUGCUGUCCAGCUGGUCCCGCCGUUGGACCAACCUCUCCACAUGCAAGAGUCAUAUGCGUGCGCGACUUCAGCACCAUCGCCAAGUGAACCAGAAUCCUCGCCGACAUUACUCGGGGACUCGUCGGUGUGGUCUGGACUUGAGGACCUCGACCCAUUGACACCGCAGGACUUCCAAUGGUUGCCUCUUCCCCCAUCUGGUUCCUUGCCGAAGCCGCAUUGCAACGCCCCAAUGGCGGAACUACGCAACUACUUGCACGCUGCAGUACCAGCUCCAUUGAUGGAAGACGGAGUCGCGAUUGUUGACCUUCGCGAGUACAUUGCGAAGAUUGACAGCGAGUACGCCACGCAACGAAUGUCGGCCCGCUCCCACACAUCGACGAUUCUCGAACGCUUGGGCGGUGCCAAGUAUUUCUCCAAGUUGAACCUCAAGGUCGGUUACCACCAGCUCGAGAUCCAUCCAAGAGAUCGACACAAAACCGCGUUCAAGACAUGGUACGGGCACUUCGAGUGGGUCGUAAUGCCAUUCGGCCUCACGAAUGCCCCAGCCACCUUCCAAGCGGCAAUGACAACAGAGUUUCGCGACAUGUUGGACCGGUUCGUGCUCAUCUACCUCGAUGACAUCUUGGUAUAUAGCUGGAAUUUGGACGAGCACACCGUGCAUCUACGCGCUGUUUUGGAUAGGCUACGUACAACCAAGUACAAGGCCAACCGAGCCAAGUGCGAAUUCGCGCAGCAAGAGCUCGAGUACUUGGGCCACUUUGUGACGCCGCAAGGCAUCCGUCCGCUCGUGGACAAGAUCAAGGCCAUUCAAGAUUGGCCGGAACCAACCAACACCACGGAAGACCGAUCUUUUAUGGGAUUGGUCGGGUACUACCAACGCUUCAUCGGAGGAUACGCACGGAUCACCGCGCCCUUGUCAAGAUUGCAGUCUCCAAAGGUGCCCUUCCAGUUCACCGACGAAGUCCGCAGUUCGUUCCACAAAUUGAAGACGGCGUUGCUCCUCGCUCCCGUAUUGAGUAUCUACGAUCCCACCUUGCCUACGAGAGUGACUACGGAUGCUUCCGGCUACGACAUGGCUGCAGUUUUGGAACAACACGACGGAGUAGACUGGCAUCCAGUUGAGUACUUCAGCCAAAAGGUGCCUCCCAUCAACUCGGUUGAUGAUGCGCGGAAGAAGGAGUUGCUUGCGUUCGUCACGGUACUCAAGCGUUGGCGACACUUCCUCCUCGGGCGUCGUAGGUUCACUUGGGCGACGGAUAAUAACCCAUUGACCUACUACAAGACGCAAGACACGGUGAGCAGCACGAUUGCUCGAUGGAUGUAUUGCAUCGAUCAAUUCGACUUCAUACCGAAACACAUUUCGGGCCUCUCCAACCGAGUCGCGGGUGCUCUCUCGCGAAGAUCAGAUCUUUGUGCAUUGACUCACCAUGCGUUCAGUUUCAACGACACCCUUCAUCAGCAUUUUGUGAGAGCAUACAAGUCCAAUCCAGAAUAUGUCACGCUCUACGAGCAACUAUCCUCGGAUCACCCGCCGACCAGCCACUAUCGCAUCGUCGAUGGCUACUUGCUUCUUCACUCACGAGGCAAGGACUUACUAUGCGUCCCACAUGACCGUCACUUACGGCCUCGCCUCCUCGGCGAGUACCACGACUCGAGACUCGCCGGCCACUUCGGAGUCAACCGUACGAUCGCAAGAGUUCGACAACGAUUCCGGUGGCCCGACCUCAUUACCGACUUCACUCGGUAUUGCGACUCUUGCGAAGUUUGCCGACGAAGCAAACCCCGCAAUCGCAACCCCUCCGGCGAGUUACGCCCAUUGCCUAUUCCGCGGGAACCCGGCCUCUCCAUUGCUAUGGACGUCACCGGCCCGUUCCCCCAUGACCGCUUCGGGCACGACGACAUUCUCACGGUCGUUGGCCGAUUGAGCAAGUACCCACAAUUUCUUCCUUGCAAGUACUACGCCACGACUCCUGAACUUGCGCGCCUCUUACACACCGGCUGGAUUUGUGGUCACGGCGUUCCGGAAGACAUCGUCAGCGACCGCGACACUCGUUUUAUGUCGGCAUUUUGGACCUCCCUCAUGAAAGAGUCCGGCACCGAGAUGAAACCAAGUUCGGCUUGGCAUCCGCAAACAGACGGGCAGACGGAGCGGGCACAUCAAACCGCUCAAGUAAUGCUUCGCACACUCAUCCGUACGGAUCAGAAGGAUUUGGUGGACCGCCUCCCCGACAUCGAAUUCGCCUACAACACUUCGUUGCACUCGGCGAUCGGCGUGACUCCAUUCGAGUUGCACCACGGUGGCAGGAAAGGCCGUAUCUUCGCUGAUCUUCCAUUUCCAAGGACUGCCGACAUUGACACCGCUUGUUCUCCCGCCUCCGUUCGGAAGUAUAGGGACCUGCUGGCUAAAGCCAGCACCAACAUGCAAAAGGCUCCAGUCUGCAUGCAACAGCAAGCUAACAGGCGUCGCAUGCCAUGCCCUAUCCGUGCCGGCGACCUUGUUAGGGUCUCCAUGGAGCAGUUUGCGCUUGAACAAGAUUGUAUUCAUCAGAAACCAAAGACAACGUCCAGUCAUCAGUGUGGAAGCAGAGCUUGCGUCAAAAAGCUCUUCGAUAACAUUCCAAGUCAUGGAAUAAGGAAGGGAACAUGGGGCCCCGGGCCGGGACAUUGUGGAGGAUCAGUUUUGCAGCGGUCUGGAGGAUGCUCUGCAAACCUCAGUGGAUGGGGGUGGAUCUGUCGACUGAGCCCAAGGGAUGCAUCUUGUGAACGCCGGAGCUAUUCUGAUGCGCGGGGAGUAGGUUCUCUUUCCAGAUCCCAGGCACGUUGCUUUUGCGCCCACAAUGCUACCAGUAGUUGUUCAGUCUUUGGGAGGCACUCGAGUAAUCCAGCCCGCCCUGUGUGUAGAGGAAUGUUCAAUGGGCUGGCAUCAGCAAGGAACUCGGUGGGCAGGGAGCUCGCUGCCAAGGGUGUUGAUACGGUAGCAAGUACAAACUUCGGGAAAUUUUGUAGGUGGACGGACAAGGCAGAGGGCCCCAGCAUUCACGCUUGUGCUGCUGCAUCUUCGGCCGAUACAAAUGGCACUGCUGGUGGAUCUGGGGGUCCGGGGAUGGGUUUGAACUCAGACAUUGACUAUGAGUUUAACAUGGAUGAAUACAUGGUCACGCUUGACAGACCAACGGGAAUUCGGUUCGCUCAGAGAGGGGAUGGUGUCAUAUAUGUUCAUGCUCUUGCAAGGAAUGGGAAUGCAGAACGAAGCCGCAUGAUAAUGGUUGGCGAUGUGCUCAAGAAGGCUACGGCACUCUUCGGUGACCGAAUGGAUGACGUGGUUGAUUUUGACUGGACCAUGCAUGCAAUUGACGGUCCAGCAGGAUCUAUCAGCCUAGUGCUGGAAAGGGUUGCAGGGAAACAGGAAAAACUUUCAGCAGCAGCCCCAGCGACUGACAUGACGAUGCUGCCCAUAUUCAGUGGCGCCGAUGAUGGCCUUCAUGGAUCAUUAGAGGUUCAUGCACAGAUAACACGAUCCUCGUCCUCACCCUCAAGGAACGGUCCUUUCGGAGUGCCUGGAGGUGGCUUUUUUGAGAAGAAGCAAUCCCCUCUUAUACCAAUGCCAGGGCAAGUUAGGUACCCAGCCAGGUACAUCCCACAGCAGGAGGCUAGUGCAUCCUUAGCCAAGGAUGUGGGUGCUGGUGAUUUCGGUUUUUGUGACUUUGCAGUGCUUCCAUACGAUGACGGGUUUGUGCGGUAUUACGAAGAUGCUGAUGGUGAAGAUGUAGAAUGGACUGCCCGAUUCGAUUUUGUGGAAGAGUACAUUGAAGCGUUGAGGAGGUUCGGAUCCGACCUCCAAUACGUCCACUCCCAAGGGAUGACAUACACACAAAUUGCACCUGAGCUUGCAGUCGGAUCAUGCAUCCAAUCAGGUGAAGACCUGCGGUGCCUGAGAAGGGAGAUCGGUGUAACAGCAGUUUUGGACCUGCAGAUGGGAGUCGACCAUGUCAACUGGGGGGUCAGUUUUGAAGAAAUCGCUAAUGUGGCACGCGACGAGGGUGUGGUUAUGGUUCACCAUCCCAUCCGAGGAUUCGACGCGGAGGAUCUGCAGGCAAGACUGCCAAUCGGUGCAGCCAUCCUCUUUCGAUUGCUUCGACAAGGACACCGCGUGUAUGUCAUGUGCACAUCUGGGAUCAACCGAGCGCCAGCUGUGGUGAUUGGGUACUUCCACUGGAUUGUCGGAUUUCGGCUCGGCGAUGCAUAUGAUGCAGUCACAUCAAUGCACAGAAGCAUGCCAAGUCGCUCUGCCUUGGUGGGCGCAACCUGGAAUCUGCUCUUUGCUUACAUGGAGGACGGCAAGUACAUGGGACCGCCAACCCAUGAAGUGCAGAUCUUGUGGAACCAUGGCGGACGAGAGGUCUUGCUGGCCGGAGAGUUCGGGAAGGGAUGGGAUGCACCUCUACCUGCCACCCAUGGUGGGGGCUCCAAGUGGUAUCUUGACCUGCAGGUGCCGCAAGGGAAGUUCAGGUUCAAGUUCAUCGUUGAUGGCCAGUGGCGACAUGCAGUUGACUUGCCUACAGAGAAAGACCAGUGGGGAAACAUCAACAACGUCAUACAUGUCGGAACUUUCGGGAACAGCUUGCUGCAUGGAGCACUUCCUAAGGGUACAAGCAAGGAACGACUGAUUGAACGCCCACUGACCGCAGCGGAGCGUCGUUUACUCAGGCGGUUGGGCGGCGCCAAGUACUUUUCGAAGUUGGACCUCAAGUCGGGCUACCAUCAGAUUUCCAUCCGCCCGCAAGAUCGGUACAAAACCGCGUUUAAGACGCGAUAUGGGCAUUUUGAGUGGGUAGUUAUGCCUUUCGGCCUCACCAAUGCCCCGACCACCUUUCAGGCGGCCAUGACCACCGAGUUUUGCGCUACGUUGGACCGCUUCGUCUUGGUCUACUUAGACGACAUCCUCGUCUAUAGCCGAACUCUCGAGGAGCAUCUCGAGCACCUUCAUCGUGUUCUAGAGACUCUUCGGUCAGCCCGGUACAAAGCUAACCGCGACAAAUGUGAGUUUGUCCGGCAAAAGCUUGAAUACUUGGGCCAUUUUGUCUCUCCGGAAGGCAUUCGUCCGUUGGCAGACAAGAUUCAAGCCAUCCAGGAGUGGCCCAAGCCGAAGAAUGUGACGGACGUCCAAUUCUUCCUCGGCUUGGCCGGUUAUUAUCAGCGCUUCAUCAAGGGUUACUCGAAGAUCGCGGCCAACCUAAGCAAGUUACAAAGCGAGGAGCAGCCUUUUGACUUCGAUGACGACGCGCGCCAUUCUUUUGAGACACUCAAAGUGGCACUUUUGUCCGCCGAGGUGUUACAUAUUUACGACCCGCUUSUAGCUACGCGCGUCACUACCGAUGCAUCGGGCUAUGGCAUUGGGGCCGUCCUUGAGCAGCACGAUGGCACGGACUGGCACCCGGUCGAGUACUUCAGCAAGAAAGUACCUCCCGUGCAUUCGAUCGACGACGCACGGAAGAAGGAGCUUCUUGCCUUCGUCCACGCCCUCAAGCGUUGGCAACAUUUCCUCCUUGGUCGGAAAGCAUUCCGAUGGGUAACGGAUAACAAUCCGUUGGUAUUCUACAAGUCGCAAGACACGAUUAACAGUACCAUUGCCCGUUGGAUGGCUUUCAUCGACUAGUUUGACUUUUUCCCCGAUCACAUUCCCGGGAAGUCAAACCGUUUUGCGGACGACGUCUCACGGCGACCGGAUCUUUGCACCGCAGU
Molecule: messenger RNA, 7874 nt
Organism: Chara braunii
Lineage: Eukaryota; Viridiplantae; Streptophyta; Charophyceae; Charales; Characeae
Source: the annotation of a GenBank genome assembly